AUGUCUGAUGCAACAGGCCUCGUCUCAGGGGGAACAUCUGAACUCAAGGUUGUUGCUCCCCCGCCUCCGAAUGUUGGAUGUAACACGACGGAGCCGAACGUCGAUUUCUUCUUUUCGCUUGAUUCUGAGCUAGAGCAGUGCAAGCCUUACCCAUUUACCCUAUACACCAAUGCUACCCAACCUAUCACAAUCAUAGGAGCUGUUCCAGGAGGGCAGUCGUUUGUCCUUCAUCCUCCGGAGGGGUCAUCGUACAACUGGACCGCCAACGUUGCUGCCGGGACACCCAUCAUCUUUACCAUGAUUGACUCACUGGGUCGUAAUGGUGGUACCGCAGACAUCAGGCUUGUACGGAUCUCAAAUGAUACGUCCUGUCUGGGUACCUCUGUUACACCUAUACCUUCCACCAGUGGGCCCAGGAAACUAUCUGCUGGCGUGAUUGCAGCUAUAGUCAUCUGCGUGGUACUUGGGUUGGCCUCUCUGCCCAUUGUCGCGAUCCUGUUCAUUCGAUAUGAACGAAGACGGUCGGCUCAGAACGAUCCUCGUGCUUCGAAUCAUGUCAUCGACCUUACGGGAGGGAUGUCCAGCGCAGCCUCUUCCGUACGACCGGGGAUAAACUCUGCGCAUGAGCAGUCGUCGGUGCAUACACCUCAACCUCAGCCCUUCAUGCUGACGACACGGGAAACAGUCCGUUCAAUCACGCCAUCAAGCACCCCCAACCGUACCCUCUCCAAGGUGUCUCAGCCCAGAGUGGACAGCGGCUCCACUGUCCUUGGAUCAACGAUUAGAAGCGGUGGUCCUAGCAGGACAAGUACCCAGCAUUCACGCGUCAUCAUACAUUCAGACAUGGAGGAGAUGGAUGAUAUGGAGCCAGGGGAGGUAGUGGAGCUCCCUCCUCAAUAUUUUGACCGACGGGGCAACAGCGGAUAUACGUCCGUGGAAUCUUCAUCGAGGGGUACUAGCUUCAGCAAGAGGGCCCAGAUGAUACACAACCAAUGA
Molecule: messenger RNA, 996 nt
Organism: Pleurotus ostreatus (oyster mushroom)
Lineage: Eukaryota; Fungi; Basidiomycota; Agaricomycetes; Agaricales; Pleurotaceae
Exons: 5
Coding region: 1-996 (331 amino acids)
Source: RefSeq, a predicted model, not a curated record